AUGUAUAUUGUCAAGCUUCAAUAUCUUGAACCUCAUGUACGUGAUGCAUCAGCUGUACAACUUAGACAUAAUAUCAAGACGUACUAUAACAACUUUGUACCAUUGGUACAGAGUUAUAUAAAGAGAGAGGUUGUCAAUAUAUUGUCCGAUCCAGACAUCAACAUACGCCAUACUGCAUCCAACCUAAUAGUUAACAUCAUCUCCAAGAGUUCACUUGAAGAAUGGACUGACCUACUGCCAUGGCUACUGUCUGCAUUGGACAAUAUGAAUGAACUGUUGGUCGAGGGAGCAUUGUAUUCACUAUCAUUGAUGUUUGAGGAGUUUCCAGAUGAGAUAAUCGAGUGUGAUUUGGAUGGCUCCAUCAUCGAUCAGAUGAUACCUAAGCUCAUGGAGUUCUUGGACUCCCCUUCUCAAUGUUGUAAGAGACGUGCGCUGACAUGUCUACUCAAUCUAAUCGAUGCAAUGCCUGAUUCACUGUUGGCAAACAUGGACGACUACUUGCAUGGACUGUUCUCAUUGACUGAUGACGAGGAUGAUGGCAUCAGGAUCAAAGUGUGCCGAUCAUUGGUUGCAUUGGCAGAGGUGCGCAUGGACCUACUCACGCCUUACAUCGAUCAAAUCAUUGAGUUCAUGUUGCAUACACUCAAGGAUGAGAAUGAGAGUGUGGCAGUCGAGGCUACAGAGUUCUGGUGGGCCAUCGCAGAGUCAUCACAAUGUCAGGACCUGUUACAAGAGUCACUUCCAAAGUUGAUCCCAAUCCUACUCAAUCUGAUGGUAUACCCAGUCGACCAAGAGGAUUCCGACAGUCAAUACAAUGACCUCGAUGAGAAUGGUCAAGCCAAGGUCGAGCAGGACAAGGACAAGGACAAGGACAAGGACAAGGACAAGGACAAUGAUGAUCAAGAGGCGGAGGACGUAGAGGCAGAGGAUGAUGAGGAGGAGGACGAAGAUGGAUCAUUGACAUUGAGAAAGAACUCUGCACAAGUCUUGGAUACAUUAUCGACCAUCUUUGAAAGCAAUGAGUACUUGUCAAUUGUGUUACCACUUAUCGAGAAUAGGAUGAACCAGUCAAGUACAUGGACAGACAGAGAGAGUGCAAUCUUAACACUGGGAGCCAUUGCCAAAGGUUGCUACGAUGGCCUCGUACCACAUCUUACAACAAUCAUACCAUACCUGAUCAACACACUGAACGAUCCCAACCGAUUGGUUCGAUCGAUCACGUGCUGGACACUCAGUCGCUACGCAUGCUGGAUGUCAAGCAGUGAGGCAGAGGAGUUCAUUGGUCCACUGGCAAUCAACUUGUUGAACAGGAUACUUGACCCAAACACGAGGGUACAGCGUGCAGCUUGCAGUACAUACUCAAUCAUCGUAGAUGAAGCCGUGGCCUAUUUGGUACCAUACCUUCCCAACAUUAUAUACACAUUGGUACAAGCAUUCGAAAAGUACAACCACAAGAACCUGCCACAUUUAUACGAUGCAUUGACAGCCACAGCCAGUUCAUUUGGUGGAGAGAUCAACAAACCAGAGUACAUAACUUUGUUAUUGACACCAUUACUUGAGCGAUAUAAUACUCUGGAGGACACAGAUGAUAAUCUACUUCGGCUGAUACGUUGCCUCACGCCAAUAUGUGCCGCGAUUGGCGACGCACUACAAGACAUAGCGGUGAUAUUCUUUAAUCGAUCAAUCAAACUUAUUGUCGACACGUUGAAUGCUGAGAAGCGUUUCAUUCAAACACCGAGCGAACAGAUUGAACCAAAUCGUGACUUUAUCAUUGCGUCGUUGGAUCAACUUGGCGGCCUGACAAUGGGCAUGGGAAGGAUGAUGGAGCCAUUGAUGGCAUCCAGUAAUCUCGCUCUUAUCAUGAUAGAGUGCUUCAAACAUUAUCUGCCGGAUGUACUCGCCAGUACAUUUGCUUUGCUCGGUGAGCUCUGCCAGCAUUGUUCAGCACAACUUCGACCAGUACUUCCAGCCAUGCUGGCUUGCGUCACAGCCAAUCUCAGCACCAGCCUGGGAGGCGAUGAAGAAGACGACAACAACAACAACGUCAACAACGAGGCAGUAUGCAAUAAUGCAUGUUGGGCAUUGGGAGAGCUGCUCAUUGAGGCACCAGACGAGGUGAGCCCCUUUGUUGAAGAUGCACUUGUACAGCUGAUUGACAUCAUCUGCACUAGCCAACACAGCGGGCUCACUUACAACGCAGCCAUUGCACUUGGUAGACUUGGCCUGAUCAACACCAAGAUGUGCGCCGAGCACAUCGACUUGUAUAUACACCACUGGUGUCAGGUCAUGCAGGGAAAAGAUAUCGAGCAGGAGCGCGACAUUACAUUCGUACAUGGAAUGUGCGCGGUGAUCAUACGCGAUCCCCUUGGAGUCGCCAAUCAUAUAACCGACAUCCUUCAGACGUUCAGCAGUUGGAGCGAUGCCGUUCCAGACGACAUUAACGAACUCAUCAAUGGACUAUUCCGUACGAUCAAGCAGACAAUGUUUGGAGACGAGGAAGAAUGGAAAGAACAGGUCUUAUUACUUCCAGAUGAUAUACAGCAUGUUCUAAAAGAUCGAUAUCACAUGGAUCUUAAGAUUGAAGAUGGAGACGAUGAAUAA
This is a messenger RNA of Acytostelium subglobosum LB1, 2601 nucleotides long. RefSeq lists its product as hypothetical. Gene Ontology annotation, biological process: protein import into nucleus. NCBI's taxonomy places the organism in Eukaryota, Evosea, Eumycetozoa, Acytosteliales, Acytosteliaceae. The transcript has 5 exons. Gene Ontology annotation, molecular function: nuclear import signal receptor activity. The record is from RefSeq and is a predicted model, not a curated record. Bases 1 to 2601 code for a protein of 866 amino acids. Gene Ontology annotation, cellular component: nucleus; cytoplasm.